ACCAAAUUUUUGUCGUGAUUUGAUUUUGUUUCCCAGCCAUGUUUUUAGCCGUUUUAAAAUUUUUCCAAAUUUUAUCGACUGUACUAACUUGAAUGUGAAGCUAAAUGUCACAAUUCGCCAGAUUUAUCUUCGAAAUGAUUAAAAUAUUGCCGUGAAAGAAGCGUUAUUCUGGGAAAUCAUCCAUAUUUUCUGAUUCGAUUGUUUAUGCGCCUACGUUUCGUGAGUACGUAUGAAUACUUCAAGUAACGAAGUCAAAAGAUCAAAGAUACCGAAGAAUUCAAAAUGGCGCUCAGUUGAUAAAAAUACUGAACUUUGGCCGUACAUUAUGAAAAAUCUGCGUGGUUUGACGUGUGGGAACAAACAUAUUUGAAAUCAGCAGAUUUUAUUUACCUAAUUCCCGUUUAAAUAUGUUAGCACCGCGGUAGGGGCGACGGAAUUCAAUUUCUAGCCUUAAUUUGGCCACACAGCCAACCGCCUAUAACUCGUCUUUUGUAAUUGACUUCGUUUAUCUGUCCGUAAUAUAUACACUGGACUAUCACGCCAUAAUGAAGAACGAUGUGGUCUUAAUUUUGCAGUUAUACUAUACAACUCCUUCAUCUGUAAAUUCUUCUUGCAGAUCGAGUUAUUCAUAAUGAGCCAUGGGACAUUCCUAAAUUCCAUGUUCCAGCAGCAAAGAAAGAUAUCUGGGAGGAUCAUUUCGAACAAGGUUUAAGACACUUAGAUGAAAAUAAAUCAAAUCUCGCUGAACAAUCGCUCAGUAAAGCCUUAAAAAUCCUAUCUGCUUCUCCAAUGACAAAACACCUUAACAAAGAGAAAGCAACAUGCUUCCACGCUAUGGCGGAAAUCUAUUCAACCCGAGCAUCGCAGCAGAUGGAUGAUGACGGUUUUUGUGAAAUGAUGGUUAAAAGCAUCGCUCUUUUCGAGGCCGAGCGAAUUUACAAGCACGGCAGCUACAAGGCUGACGAGGAAACCGACACAGCCAUCUUCGAAGCAGAAGUAAAGUUCAUUAGUAAAGUAUUUGGGGCUGGUGGUGUCGAUCAUUACAAGAAGAUGGAAAACAAAAAAAAUCUGAAUCGGCAAAAGUUAGAAGAGAUUCGUUUGAAACAAACUAACGAAUAUUUCCCUGCCCUUGACAGACUUCCGGAUUGGAACUCAGGAGACGAAGAAAGACGAUGCCAAGAAAUUGAAAAGAUAUAUAAACAAAUUGAUGAUGAUAUGAAGUGCCUCGUGGUUGAAAUUUUUUCUUAUUGUUGUGAAAUUGCUGGUUCCGCACCCUGCAACUUUUCUAUCAUUGGUCUGGGAUCUAUGUCCAGACAGGAGAUUACUCCAUACUCUGAUUUAGAGUUUGCAAUUCUGGUGAAAUCCAAAAACAAAAGCCCUUCGUCAGAACAACGGCAGUAUUUUCGAUUCCUGACCUACUUAAUUCAAGCGCAAAUCAUCAAAUUAGGAGAAACCAUUUUGCCCAGUGUUGGUAUUUCUAGUUUAAAUGAUUUCUACAGUGGAAAUAUAGAAGAUGACUGGUUUUACGACGAUGUUAUUCCCAAAGGAUUUUCAUUCGACGGUAUGAUGCCAUGGGCCUGCAAGACUCCUCUCGGAAGGAAAGAAUGGCGUGGACAACCUCGGCAAGAGUACAUCAUGACUGUGGAUGAAAUGCUGGCGCUUCAAGAUGUAAUUCCCGGCUCUGCUCUCGAGAGUCUGAAAACCGCAAACGUUUUCAGCAGCGUGUGCCAUCUCUUUGGCGAUGAAGAACUGACAAAGUCCUACAAGCAGAAAUUGUCUUCCCUGGUCACUACCGAGAGGAGGAAAAGUUUUCAAGAACAAGUCAUGGUGAUCAUGCAAAGUUUGCUGAACACCUACAACCUGGGUUCACUGCCUUUACAUCACUGUGGAACGCAACAAGACGUGAAGAAAGAGGUCUAUAGAUUAGCGUGUCUUCUGGUGGAACAAUUGUCAAAAUUUUGGAAUUUUCGGGCGCAGUUCUUGGCGAUGUAUACAUGA
Molecule: messenger RNA, 1998 nt
Organism: Dendronephthya gigantea
Lineage: Eukaryota; Metazoa; Cnidaria; Anthozoa; Malacalcyonacea; Nephtheidae
Exons: 2
Coding region: 790-1998 (402 amino acids)
Molecular function (GO): [protein-PII] uridylyltransferase activity
Source: RefSeq, a predicted model, not a curated record